AUGUCGCCUUUCGUUAUGGACGGUAACAGGAGAUAUGCCCGUAUGAAUCACAAACAGAUACCCCAGGGUCACGCAGAAGGAUACGUUGCUCUGAGGAGGGUGCUGGAGAUAUGCCUUCGCCUGAACAUCAAGUGUGUCUCGGUGUACGCUUUCGCCAUUGACAAUUUCAAGCGCCCAGAAGACGAGGUGCAAGCACUCAUGUCGCUGGCGCAAGAGAAGCUCAUGGAACUCUGCCAACACGGGGACCUGCUGGAGGAGUAUGGAGUCCGGCUGAAUGUCCUUGGGAAGAGAGAGCUUCUCCCGAAACCUGUGCGAGAGGCUAUACGGAUGGCGGAGAAUAUGACGCGAGGACAUAAUCGGUCCAUCCUGAAUAUAUGCAUGCCGUAUGCUUCUACGGACGAGAUUACCACGGCUGUUCAAUCCUGCGUGAAGAACGCGCUUGCGAAGGAUGAUGUAGAUUUGCGAAUAUCGACUCAGGAUGUUGAGGAUAACCUCAUGACGAGCAAGGCUGGGAGCCCGCCGUUAGACAUUAUGAUUCGGACUAGUGGUGUCAAGCGUCUUAGCGAUUUUCUCUUGUGGCAGUGCUGCGAAGAUACGCAAAUACAGUUUUGUUCUGCGUACUGGCCUGAUUUCGGGCUCUUUGACUUUGUACCGAUCAUAUUGGACUUUCAGCGCAAGGCCUGGACUAUGUAG
Messenger RNA from Desarmillaria tabescens, 693 nucleotides. RefSeq names its product dehydrodolichyl diphosphate synthetase. NCBI's taxonomy places the organism in Eukaryota, Fungi, Basidiomycota, Agaricomycetes, Agaricales, Physalacriaceae. The transcript is spliced from 4 exons. The record is from RefSeq and is a predicted model, not a curated record. Gene Ontology annotation, cellular component: dehydrodolichyl diphosphate synthase complex; membrane; lipid droplet. The coding region runs from base 1 to 693 and encodes 230 amino acids. Gene Ontology annotation, molecular function: ditrans,polycis-polyprenyl diphosphate synthase [(2E,6E)-farnesyl diphosphate specific] activity.